CGCGUCGUGGCAACGCGGCGGUGGGAACGAGCGGCGGGGCGAGAUGUUGGUGUUAGUGUUGGGGGACCUGCACAUCCCACACCGGUGCCGGGGGCUGCCGGGGAAGUUCAAGAAGCUGCUGGUUCCGGGCAAGAUUCAGCACAUCUUGUGCACAGGAAACCUCUGCAGCCAGGAGAGCUACGACUACCUGAGGACUCUGGCUGGGGAUAUCCAUGUUGUUAGGGGGGACUCUGAGAGCCUGAAUUAUCCUGAAGAGAAGGUUGUAACUGUUGGGCAGUUCAAAAUUGGGCUGAUUCAUGGCCAUCAAGUUAUUCCCUGGGGUGAUGUGGCCAGCCUGGCACUGCUGCAGAGGCAGCUGGACGUGGACAUUCUCAUCUCAGGACACACACACAGAUUUGAAGCAUUUGAGCACGAAAAUAAAUUCUACAUCAACCCAGGAUCAGCUACAGGAGCCUACAGUGCUUUGGAAAUGAACAUCAUCCCUUCGUUUGUCCUGAUGGAUAUCCAGGCUUCCACAGUUGUGGCUUAUGUCUACCAGCUAAUUGAGGAUGAUGUGAAAGUAGAAAGAAUCGAGUUUAAGAAGCACUGAAUCGUGCUCCGACCUGCUGGUUGCCUUCCUGCCGCCUCCUCGUCCUCCUCCCCGGGGCGGUGGGCACAGGCCACGGGGGGGAGCUGCUGCAGCGGCCGGCGGGGCUGGAAAGCAGCCCCAGCGCUUGGCGGCUUGUGAAAAACCAUCAGGCUUGGUUCCCAACCAGAACUUGAAGCAGAAGAAACUGCUGCUGCUAAGAAAAAGGCCUGUAGAAAAUACCCUGUGUCUCAGGAGGAGCUGUUGUGUUCCUGGCCUAAGGGAGUCGCAGAGGGUGGUGGGGGCUUGGCUACUCUGUAGGAUGA
This is a messenger RNA of Apus apus (common swift), 891 nucleotides long. Its product is annotated as vacuolar protein sorting-associated protein 29-like. The record is from RefSeq and is a predicted model, not a curated record. The transcript has 4 exons. The coding region runs from base 44 to 589 and encodes 181 amino acids. Gene Ontology annotation, biological process: intracellular protein transport; retrograde transport, endosome to Golgi. Lineage: Eukaryota; Metazoa; Chordata; Aves; Apodiformes; Apodidae. Gene Ontology annotation, cellular component: retromer complex; endosome.